Messenger RNA from Cantharellus anzutake, 3222 nucleotides. RefSeq lists its product as uncharacterized. NCBI's taxonomy places the organism in Eukaryota, Fungi, Basidiomycota, Agaricomycetes, Cantharellales, Hydnaceae. The record is from RefSeq and is a predicted model, not a curated record. The coding region runs from base 1 to 3222 and encodes 1073 amino acids. The transcript is spliced from 2 exons.
AUGGCACCGUCAUACCCCCAAACAGGGAAGCUUGCAUCUGCAGCGAGAACAAAGGGUAGCUUUGUUAAAAAGCCGCGAUCUCCCAAUUUGGGAGAUAACCUAAACACUGUGUCAUCGGAUGAUGACGAAGACCUGCCACAUAUUGGUAGGACCUCAGGGACAAACCCUGAGGAUCCCAAAAACUUACAUGGGGUAAAUGCAGGGAACAAUACCCUUAGAACCCCAUGUGCCAACAUGAUCUCUCCUAGAAAGAGAGAGUUCUCACCACUGGGUGAGGAGGCAAACAUGCGCACACAUAAGCGCGCGGCUGCCACACUAACAGCCUUAAGGGCUGGGUCAGACACGCCAAAAGAAGUCCCUGAGCCCCACUAUCCUCAGGGAACCUCCCACUUGGUGCAAGACACUGACAACAACAGCAGUAACUCCUGCUGGCGCAGGAGGCCAUUUGUGGCCCCAAGCAAUGUGGAAAAAUUGUCCACAUCGUCUCGAGUCACCCGCAUGACAUCCAGCUUGCAAGAUUGCAGCAAGCCGGUUCACUCCCAAGUCUAUUUGACUGGGAGUUACACAAAACCAUCAAACGAUAACUCCCACUGGCACAGGGAGCCGUUUUUGAUCCCAAAAAAUGUGGAAAAAUCUUUCACAUGUCCAGCAUCGUCUCGCAUUAAACGCAAGACGUCCAGAUUGCAAUAUAGCAGCAAUCUGGUUCACUCCCUAGUCUAUGCGACUGGGAGUUGUCAUAAACAACCAACUGACCAUUCCUGCUGGCGCAGGGAGCCGUUUGGAGUUCCAAAAAAUGUGGAAAAAUCGUCCACAUCUACGGAAUCGUCUCGCGUCAGCCGCGAGAUGCCCAGCUUGCGAUAUAGCAGCAAGCCAGUUCACUCCCCAGUCUAUGCGACUGGUAGUUGUGCAAAUCGAUCAAACGACAACUCCUGCCAGCACAGGGAGCCAUUUGUGAUCGCAAAAAAUGUGGAAAAAACUUCCACAUUGUCCACAUCGUCUCACAUUAACUGUGAGACGUCCAGCCCGCAAAAUCGCAGCAUGCUGGUUCACUCCCCAGUCUAUGUGACUGGGAAUUGUGCAAAACAAUCAAACAACAACUCCCGCUUGUGCAGGGAGCCAGUCCUGAGUGGAGGAAAUGUGAAAAAAACUUCCACACCACCGACACCAUCUCACAACCACUGUGAGACACUCAGCGCUCUGUCUGAGAACGAGUGUACACACUCCAACAUGGAUAUAAAGGCCAUGUCAUCCAGAUCGACACAGACUCACAGGUUGAGCUCACUUCCGGACUGUCCUCAGAUGGCCUCGGACCCAGCGUGGACACAGCAAAGGGACCAGGUGCAGGAGGAUGGGGAAGCUCCCCGAAGUCGAUUGUCCAAGAAACUUCUGGACUUUUUCCAGGUCCCAUCUGAAUGGAGGACAGGAAGUGAUGAACUCCUUCUCAGGCUAAAGGCCCAAAAAAUAAUAGGAGAAAAGGUCAAGGGCAGAUGCUCAGAGAGCACAGAGGCUCAGGGGAAGCCACUGCUGCCAAGGCUGAACCCAAAACUUUUGCCAAAAAAAGCGAAGUCACCAACUUCGGAUGAGGUCACCAAAGUCUGUAGGAGUGCAAUGUGGCAGAAGAAGGAGCCUAGUAAGGAGAACCCACAAAUGAGCGGGCAACCAUCAACACCAGGCCCCAUCUUAGGCGAUAAAUGGCCCUCCUCGGUCACUUCACCCAGGCAAAGGAUAAGUGGAAGUAACCUUCCGCAAAACCCCUCCAGUAAUGCUGGAGAGAACCAAACAAACCCUCAUGGGGACUUCACAAGGAAAACUUCCAGCAAAACAUUGCUGGAGGAUAACAGGCACCUCAAAAGAUGGUACCACAAGGCCACAUGGAUGGCCGAACUUCUAACUUUCACCCCGCACAUAGACAGGGUGAAGUGGGACUGGUUAAAUAAUGGUCCUACUCGACUCCCUGACACGAAGUGGUCAGGCAAAAAUGAUACAGAAAUUUUCUGGCAGUGGUACACCACACUGCUAGGAUCCCUCACAUCACAAGGAUAUAGAGGCGCACACUACGAUGAAAUCCAUCUGGAUUGUCUCAUUGGUGGAUUGGCAGAGCCUGCACUCUCACACGGACUAAAACUCCGUGAAGAAGCCCUCCUUAGAGAUAAAGGGGGGAAAUUUCUUGAAGUUCUCGAUACUCUAAUGAGGACAUAUAUCAAGGAGCCCGCCACAUUGAAGGUGACGGAAAAAUACUGCAAUGUAAAGUACAAUGCAGGAAAAGGACCCAGACAGUCCUACCCAGAACCAUUGCUUAAUGCUAGGUUUCUGGAAAACAUCCUCCCUGAAUGCAAGGAGGAAAUAAUCAAAAUGGGAUUCUCCUCUUUCGAGGAGAUGUUCAGAACAACAUCUCGCAUGGACGAGAUGAAAAACAGGCUGAGGAUAGCUCCAGCCUACAGGCCAGAAUGCUAUGCCAGACCUGAAACCACCGCGACCACAAAUCGUGAAAAGCCCAACCAGGCGGGAAAGGAGAAACACGCAGAGGCAAGAGCCAAUGUGCAAGACCCUAAACCCAAAUGGAAAGGCGAAUCCUCCCUGAAGCAGUCAGGGAACACCAACCAAAGGCCAGUACAAGCAAAGAGCUGCCCUGAGCACCAGUUAGUAGGAGACAGAAACCCAAGGCACAGGAUCGCCAGGGAAGUCGACUACAAAACAGAAGGUGAAGUUGGAGAUGGCUCCGACGAAGAAGAACCGGAGAAUAUCUCUGGUGAUUUCGAAGUGGAGGACACCUCCAAUGACUUUGAACCAGAGGACCCAAACAAGGGACCUCACUACUCACCCAGAAGAAAGGGCGAGGACAUUAGCGUUGGGACCACAAUAAUGGCCCCAAGAUCCAACGUCAUUGAAAACAAUGACGAAAAAAAUACACUAAAACUGGCGAUAAGCCAGACCAAAAAAAGAACUACCAACUCUUUGGUGAUGACACCAAAGAGGGACACCCCUGAGAAAAAAACCUCGGAGGGAGACCCACUGAAGGAGGACCCUUUGGGGGGGACCACCCCAGAGUCUCCAGAAGAAGACGAGCUCUGGGUGGAGUUUAUACUCGGCUGGCUAGCAGCCACAAUCUGCCCUCUCCCCAGUAGAAAUACUGGGCUGCAUCACGCACGAUUGGCCGACAAGGCCAAUCAGCCCUCCUCGUACCUGAAGGAGGACCAAGAAUUGGCAGAUAAGAUCAAGUAG